AUGAAUUUUUGUGCACAAUAUCUUAUCACAAUAUCUCAUCAUGAAUUUUUGUGCACCAUCAGUGGCACCACAGCAGCUAAAUCAUCAGCUUAUGAACCAUCCGCAGCCCAUCUCAGUUCUUCAUCAACCUCGACAAGGCAUGGUAGAGGAUGUGCCAAGGGCAUUAAAGAGUGGGGUACUGGCAAAAAGCUAGACAUACAAUUUGAUGGAAAUUACUACCCAAUAGGGGAUAACGUGGCUAAGUUAACUACUCAACUUAGCAUUAUUGUGCGGAAUGGUAACAUUGUUCCUCUUACUUUUCUUGACUGGAACAAUGUGCCUGAUGAUAUUAUUGAUGCUAUCUGGAAGGAUGUGAAGGACAAUUUGAAUAUAUGUCCAGAGGAGUACAAGCCAAUCUGCAUGAAAAACUGCAACAGCAUAUGGAAGGAUCACAAGAACAAACUUAAGGCUAAGUAUUUCAAGCCUAGAAGUUCUAAUCCUAAUCUGAAUGAUGAUGUUCCUAUGUACAUUGUGCCAAACCAGUGGGAAGAACUUGUGGAGUAUUGGCGUACUUCCGAUGCUGAGGUAUACAAAUAAGUUAUAUUUAUGAUAUGUAAACAUACAAAUCAUAUUUACAUACUCACAUUUGUC
This is a messenger RNA of Camellia sinensis, 630 nucleotides long. The record is from RefSeq and is a predicted model, not a curated record. Lineage: Eukaryota; Viridiplantae; Streptophyta; Magnoliopsida; Ericales; Theaceae.